Molecule: messenger RNA, 1477 nt
Organism: Gadus chalcogrammus (walleye pollock)
Lineage: Eukaryota; Metazoa; Chordata; Actinopteri; Gadiformes; Gadidae
Gene: pigl
Product: phosphatidylinositol glycan anchor biosynthesis, class L
Exons: 8
Coding region: 42-950 (302 amino acids)
Biological process (GO): GPI anchor biosynthetic process
Cellular component (GO): endoplasmic reticulum
Molecular function (GO): N-acetylglucosaminylphosphatidylinositol deacetylase activity
Source: RefSeq, a predicted model, not a curated record
UAUUGUUUGCACACGGAUUGUUUAUCGCAGCGGUAAAAACAAUGUCCUUCAUCAUAGUACCUAUGGUUAUAUUCUACUUUAUUUGGAUUACAUUCAUUUAUUACCGAAAUCGACGAACAGUGGAUAAAUCCUUAAAAUGUAUAGUAAACUCUUUAUCAAACAGGGGUGCCAUAGCAGCCUCAGACGAUGUUGAUGUUAGAGCACUAAUUGUAACUGCACAUCCAGAUGAUGAAUGUAUGUUUUUCGCACCAACAAUUAUACGACUCGUGGAAUUGAAUGCCACUGUUCGCUUGCUCUGUUUAUCAGCAGGAAAUUACUACAAUCAAGGAACUCAGCGUAAAAAGGAACUGCUCAACAGCUGUGCACUACUGGGGAUACCAGCCUCUCACGUGACCAUACUUGAUCAAAAAGAACUUCCAGAUGACCCCAGUGCAGAAUGGAGAAUCUCCCUGAUCUCCUCCUUGAUCAGGAAGCACGUGAGAUCCCACUCCUCCAACAUGGUUCUGACGUUUGACGGAAGAGGAGUAAGCGGCCAUGCCAACCACACGGCCAUCCACGAGGCGGUCAGUCAUCUUGCUUCCACGGGCCAAGUUACUGACGACUGCUGUCUGCUUAGCCUGGACACUGUGGGCCUCUUCAGGAAGUACCUGUCUUUCCUGGAGCUUCCAGUCAGCUGGCUCUGGCCCUCCGCCCUGUGCUGCGUCACAGGCCCCAGGGGCUAUGCCAAGGCCAAGGGCGAGGCGUAUCAUUCCAGGGAUCACAGUCUUGUGAUUCCGAGGCAAUCUCAAAGAUCCCACGGUCGAGUGUAUGGGCCUAGUAAAGCGGCCAUGUUCUGCCAUGUGACCCAGAUUCUGUGGUUCCGUCACCUCUACAUCUUCUUUUCACGUUACAUGUUCAUCAAUACAUUCCAAAUGCUUCCACGGGGACCAAGGAACCUGAAGAUCUAUUAGGGUUGCUCACACAAACUUCAAUGCACUGAUUGUAGCUUAUACUGUAAAUAGUGUCUGCUUCCUAAUAAUGAAAUGUAUAUAGUUUUGUAAGCCGAAAAUGGAUUCUUGUUGAUAUAUCUGGGGGGAUUUCUAUCUUAAAUACUGAAACUUUGAUUCAACUUGGUAGGGUUUAUAUUUAAGUGAGUUUCAUUUUUCUUUCCUUUGUAAUACAGACUCAAUAAACAAUGCACUUGUUUUGACAGAGGUCAAAGGUUUCUUAUGGUAUAUUUGGAGUUGUUAUUGCUUUUAAUCACAAGGUCUCCUCCAAAGCGCUUGACAUGCCUCUUAUGGUCUUGUGAGCUUGCAUGCUUUCUUCCCAUUUCUCCCCACAAAACUUCUCUACUGUCAUGCUACAAACAGUACCUGGAUCAAGACAGUGAGGCGCGAUGCCUAGGGGCAGAAGAACAUAAAGAAACGUCACAAGUAUUAACCCAAUCAGUAUUAACCGUAAACAAAGCAGGACCAGAAACGUGUCCCAAAAUAGAAGG